Messenger RNA from Arabidopsis arenosa, 2692 nucleotides. Lineage: Eukaryota; Viridiplantae; Streptophyta; Magnoliopsida; Brassicales; Brassicaceae. The record is from the annotation of a GenBank genome assembly.
CUCUCUUCGCUCUGAAGCAAAGAAAAAUAUGCAAAAUCCUUUGUGAAAACAAAAUCACAUUUGAUUUCUGAGAAUUUAUUUAUUUUCUCUAAGGUAGAGAGUGAGGAGAAGAAACUGACAAAUCAAAUCUCUGUAAUGCACUGUGAAGAUCUCGAAGACCAAGGCGAAGAAGAAGAAGACGAAGCACCCAGUGAUUUCUCGUAGAGAAUGGUGGCUGCGAUUCCUCAAGCAGCGGCUAUCUCCACCACCGACUCUAAGAAUCCACCUCGAGAUCGGCAAGACAAACCUCAACUCACAGCUAACAAUGGCGGACUACAACGAAGACCUAGAGCUGCUAAAAAUGUCCCCUCGCGCUACUUAUCUCCUUCUCCUUCACAUCCCACGUCCACCACCAUUGCUACAUCUACUUCCUCUUCUUCUUCGUCUUCGAUACUGAGGUCAAGUAAGCGAUAUCCUUCCCCUUUGCUCUCUCGCACGACGAAUUCUGCUUCUAAUUUGGUUAAGACGCCUUCCUCGUUGCCCAAACGGUCUCAAUCGGUGGACCGUCGUCGUCCGUCGGCAGUUUCUGACACCAGAACGGAAAUGUCGGCGGCCACGAAGAUGCUUAUCACUUCUACUAGGAGUUUAUCUGUUUCUUUUCAAGGAGAGGCGUUUUCUCUUCCGAUUAGUAAGAAAAAGGAGACUACCACGCCGGUUUCUCACCGGAAAUCUACUCCGGAGCGGCGGAGAGCGACACCGGUUCGAGAUCAUAGGGAGAAUUCUAAGCCGGUGGAUCAGCAACUGUGGCCAGGUGCUUCUCGGAGGGGAACUUCUGACUCUGUUGUGCCGAAUUCGCUUUCUAGAAGCGUGAAUUGUGACAGUGAUGGUAGUGGGAAGCUUGGAUCUGGCUUUGUGGGAAGGUCAAUUCUGCAGCAUUCUCAGAGUUCUAGGGUUUCUGUUGAUGUGAGAUUGAAUUUAGAUUUAGGAGGAUGUGAUGGAAUUUUGGAAAUGAGAGAUGAGAGCAAGAUAAGACCAAGCACGCAUCCAAGAUUGGCUUCUAGUGUUUCGUGUGACUUUACUGCAUCUGAUACUGAUAGUGUUUCAUCUGGUAGCACUAAUGGUGCGCAGGAAUGUGGUUCUGGUGUCAAUGGUGAGGUUUCUAAAACAAGGAGCUUGCCGCGUAAUAAUGCUAUGGCUUCUGCUAAAUUCUGGCAAGAGACUAAUAGCCGGUUAAGGCGGUUUCAGGAUCCUGGCUCACCUCGAUGUUCUAGCCCAAGUUCCAGAAUCAGUAGUAUCUCAUCAUCAAAGUUCAGUCAAUCGAAACAGUUCUCUAGUGAUAGUCCGUUGACAUCAUCUCCUCGCGGUAUGACUUCUCCAAUAAGGGGUGCUACUCGCCCUGCUUCACCAAGUAAGCUUUGGGCAACAGCUACAUCAACUCCAGCUAGGGCACUUUCUAGUCCUUCCCGAAUGAGAAAUGGAGUUUCUGAACAAAUGAAUGCUUAUAACCGCACCUUGCCUUCAAUUCUAUGUUUCUCUGCUGAUAUUAGGAGGGGAAAAAUUGGGGAGGAUCGCGUUAUGGAUGCCCACUUGUUGAGGCUUCUGUAUAACCGUUAUCUGCAAUGGCGGUUUGCCAAUGCGAGGGCGGACUCUACUUUCAUGGUACAUAGACUGAGUGCAGAGAAAAACCUCUGGAACGCAUGGGUAUCAAUCUCGGAACUACGCCAUUCUGUCACUCUUAAACGGAUCAAGUUGCUUUUGCUGAGGCAGAAACUGAAACUAGCUUCCAUCUUGAAGGAGCAGAUUGGUUAUCUAGAAGAAUGGUCUCUUAUGGACAGAGAUCAUUCAAAUUCUUUGUCAGGAGCGACUGAAGCUUUGAAAGCGAGCACGCUUCGUCUUCCAAUUAGUGGAAAAGCCUUGGUUGAUAUUCAAGAUCUCAAGCAUGCUGUUAGUUCAACUGUUGAUGUCAUGCACGCUAUGGUGUCUUCGAUUUUCUCGCUGACAUCGAAGGUGGAGGAAAUGAAUUCAGUAAUGGCGGAAAUGGUGAAUAUCACUGCGAAAGAAAAUGUUUUGCUUGAACAGUGUCAAGGAUUCUUAUCAAGAGUAGCAGCAAUGCAGGUAACGGACUGCAGCAUGAAGACGCACAUAAUACAACUAAGCCGGAUAUAAACCAACCUGACUUCACAACUGUAGAAACUGAUCUCCUCUGAGCUUACACGACUAUUCACGCCACUUCACAACAUGAAUGAUUUCUAACAACGUUUUACACUCCCAUGGCCUUCCCUCGGAUUCCCAAAACCGCCUUUAUUGUUUUCAACCGGAUCAAGGUGAGAUUCUCGGGAUAUCUGUUUCACUGCACUCUGGGAUUCGACGUUUUUUUAUUUAAGUUCCUGCAUUGGAGAUUUACAGAAGAGAGAGGUAAAAGAAUAGAAUGUGGUGUUUAGUUUUGCCUAUGAAGUUAGCUUAAUUGUAUACAGAAAAAGCUUCUAAUAGAUCUUUGGCUUUUGUUCUCUAAUGAAGAAAAAAAAUGUACAUAAAGAUGAAGAUAUCAAACUCUCUUAUUUAGAGUUGGAUUUCUUGCUGUUUUCUUAUUUCCCAUGUGUCGUUUCUUCUCUUUUGUGUAUAGACUUCUUGUCGUUUUUAUGUGCCGCAUCAAUGCGUCUUUAGUACGUGUUUGUGUCAUAGUGUGCUAAAAGAAUAAGACAAAUGACGUCAC